CGUAGUCGAAGAUCCAAUUUCGAAAUCCCUUUCACAUGGAAAUCCCCCAAGAAACUGAUGAUUACAUAAGAGAAUCAAUCGAUCACAGCGUCGGUCUGACGGUCUCUACCGACGCACUUCUUUUUAAACUUCGAGCGGUCGAAGUGUCGCGGACUCACCUCCGUCGCCAGUAUCUCUCUCUGCAAUCCAAGCUAAAAGAGAAAGAUGAAACCAUUGAACGAUCUAGGGCUGAGGCGAGCAUGAAUGCUGUGGCUUUGAAGAAAUUUGUGGAGGAAAACCAGAAAUUGGCGACGGAAUGCUCUAAUCUGUUGGCUCCCUGCAAUAAGUGGGAGAGAGAGUGCUCGCUCUAUGACCACGAUCGUGAAGCUUUGAUGGAUUUUGCGAACGAGGCGGACGAGAGAGCCAAGGAAGCUGAGGAUGGUAAGUCCACCAAUACAGAAGAGGAACAUCGUUUAGUCAAUUCACUGUUCACUGCUAUGUUUGGCAAGGACGAAAUUGUGUCAACUGCACAUAGCUUCCUAGAGGCACAUACGGGAAUUGAAGUUUGCAACAAGUUAGUGACAUUGUGGUCAAGCUUGAGUCCUUUAACCCAGAAAGCUGUAGCAUUAGCAGCAAAGGUGAAAAGUCUAGAGGAAGACAAGGACCAUUUAACGAUUAACCUUCAUAGAGCUGAAGAGGAGGUGAAUGUCCUGUUUGAAGAAAACAAUGUCCUGAACGAGGAGAAUAAACGGUUGAUGAGGCAAUGCUAUAGGGAAAAGCACAAUAAUGGUUCGAGUGGAGGGACUGCUUCUGGAAAGGGGAAAAGAAAAUGCAGCCCCAAGAUGAGUAGCCCAGUGGAGAAGAAGAUUGAUUCAAGUGAUGUGAAUAUGCUGAGACAGCCACUCUCACCACUCCAAUUUAACUCCCCUGAAUCGAGAAUGCACAAGCAGUAAAUCAAGAGAUUUGGUCUUUAAUUUUUUUCACCCCCCUUGUUAUUUGUCUAAUUCCUAAAUUUUUGGGGAGGAAAUAAUGAUGAUUGAUCAUUGUGUUGGAGGUGAUAAGUUGAUAGCUACUUGUGAAAAGUAGAAUCCAAAUUGAUCACUAAAAGAUCAACUUGGAUAGCAACUUGGAGGAGAAGAACUCCAAGAUGACUACUACAUGUUGGAAGAAAAAAUAAAAAUGAUCUCCUUGUAGAGAUAUGCCACUUGGUGGAAGCUUCCUAUCACACAUGAUGGUAGAGAAAUCUAAAAUGAUCUCUAGAAGAUCAAGUUAGAAGCUUCUUAUAGAUCAAGUUGGGACAACUUGCUAAGAAGCCAAAAUCGAGAUGAUCUUCUCUUGUUGGAAGAAAAAUUCAACAUGAUCACUACUUUAUCCCCCAAGUCUAUAAACAUGUGAGGAGGUUGAAAGGAGAAUUAUUCAUAAACACAUCAACAUUACAAGCUCUCCUUUCACUCUCUAAACCAAUUCUCUUAUUCGCAUAUAGCCACUUUAGGAGCAUCGUCUCCUCAUUUUCUCGAAACUCUGAAAGUUCGUCGGUGCCUAGUGAGUUUGAGGUGCUUCUACUCACUAGGACGAAGUCGUUUUAUCUUUGGGGGACACUACGCCAAUCCGUGAGCACUAGCCGGAGCGUAAUUUGUCUUGCGGAAAGAGGGCUUUCCUCGACUCGACUUAUAGUUAGUACGGUUAUUUUCUAUUUUUGUUGUAAUAUCCAUUUCACUUGUAUCUGUAUUGCUCUUCGGUUGUAAUAGUUAGAGUACUGUCUGUAAACGGCUCGGGAAUUUUCCCAAUUUUAUCCAACACAUUGUAGUUGUGAUAAUAGAUGCAACGAAAAGAGACGCUUUGAUACUUGUGAUUGCAUUCGCCCAAGAAAUGGCCUGAGUUUUGCACGGGCACUUGGCAGAGUUUAAGACUGAAUGGCCGCACCUCUGGCUCGAGUCUCAGGUUUGUUAUCCUGCACAGGCAGCAUGCCACGAAUUAUGGCGGGUGACUCGUUGCUGCUCUUAAAAAAUAUGAAAUUAUUAUUAUUAUUAUUAUUAUUAUUAUUAUUAUUAUUAUUAUUAUUAUUAUUACUAUUAACGAGUUAUCAUAGCUCCACUUUUGCACAUCCUUCUAAACCUGCCCCAGUGCUUCCGAAGCAUUUUGUACUCACGCUCGGUCAUGCCAUUUGGCUGUUGAGCGUUGUACUUUCUGGUGACUCGAUCCUAAAACACUCAACACUUUUGGGAGUUGCCGAUGAUAUGGUCCUUGAAGAAACAGAUGAAGACCUUCGCCAAGAACAAUGUCUCAUUGGGCCUACUAUACUUCUGAGGCCUGGUGGUAUCUUCUUGCCCUUACCCUUUUUACGUGUGAUCUUGGUCUCCAUAUCAUGAUAUCAUAAUCAUUAGUAUUCACCAACAACAAAUCGGUUGUCUAACUGGCAAUUGCCGGUAGUGGAGCCCGUAGCCGGACUAGGCGCAAUUGCAUAGGCCGAUGCUUGCCAAUUUUGGCUUCUAAUGAACUCAUCCAUCUCCUCCC
This is a messenger RNA of Salvia splendens (bonfire salvia), 2493 nucleotides long. Its product is annotated as centlein. The record is from RefSeq and is a predicted model, not a curated record. The coding region runs from base 36 to 932 and encodes 298 amino acids. NCBI's taxonomy places the organism in Eukaryota, Viridiplantae, Streptophyta, Magnoliopsida, Lamiales, Lamiaceae. The transcript has 6 exons.